AUGAAAUCCGGUUUUAUAACCGAAUCACGCAAAAGAGCUUUAUUCGACAGUCUCAAAAACCUGGAACUCUUAGAUUUACAGGAUAAUUCUAUUCAUCAUUUCCCAACCACUUUAUUCAAAGAACAAACAAAGUUAAAGUUCCUUUACCUUAAUAACAAUUGCUUAUCAUCCAUUCCCAAAGCAGUGACACAUUUACGAAACCUCAAAGAAUUAUACAUUCAAAGUAACAAAAUCAAGUCAUUAGAAACAUCCGACUUUCGUGUACUUCGAAGUCUUAAAAGAGUAAACAUUUUCAUCCAAGGAAACAUUUUAGAUUGUGACUGUAGUCAUAUUUCUAUGCUUCGUUGGAUGAAGAAUAAUCAGCAUCUCUUUGCGGAUCUUAACAAAACCGAUUGCAUCGAAAAAUCUUCGAAUUUCUCAGAACUCCUUGAAGUAAGACAAUUUGGUAUUUUCGAAAAGAAAUGCCAAACUGGGGUGUGGUUGAUUACUUCUUCCUUGAUGUUGUUUUUUGUAACAAUUGGACUGGUGGUUAGAAUUGCUAUCAAUAGAUACCGUGUGCAUGUUGACUAUGUCGUUUUACGUCUGCGUAACAGAUGGAAAGGUGUGGUACGUUCAGAUGAGAGUAACACCUUCAAGUUUGAUGCUUUCAUAUCGUACUCUGAAGAUGAUUACCAGUUGGUUUGCACAAGAAUGUAUCAAGCGCUGACAAAUUUAGGAUUUCAAAUUAACAUUCCCGAUAAAGACUUUAUUCCUGGAGAGAAUAAAGCUGAACAGCUGGUGCAAGGUAUUGACCACAGUCGGAAAGUUGUUUUUGUCAUUACAAAAAAUUUCCUAGACAGUGGUUGGAAUUCGUACGCCGUCCAGAUGGCGGUGACCCAUGCUUUUCAUAACCGUCGAAAACGAUCCAUCAUAGUGAUUAUCAAGGACAACAUUCCAAUAGAAAGAAUGCCGAAAGACUUGCGAUAUAUCUGGUGGUGUAUAAUCAGUAUAAGAUGGCCAGAGGUUGAAGAGGUACAGACGAUGGACAGUUUUUGGAAAGACAUUGCGGACGCCUUACGUUUACCGUAAAUAUAUAUAUAUAUAUAUUUAUAU
Molecule: messenger RNA, 1092 nt
Organism: Ostrea edulis (European flat oyster)
Lineage: Eukaryota; Metazoa; Mollusca; Bivalvia; Ostreida; Ostreidae
Product: toll-like receptor 2 type-2
Exons: 1
Coding region: 1-1068 (355 amino acids)
Biological process (GO): immune response; toll-like receptor signaling pathway
Cellular component (GO): membrane
Molecular function (GO): protein binding; transmembrane signaling receptor activity
Source: RefSeq, a predicted model, not a curated record